AGUUGCUUUUCGAAGUGAGCUCAGUGUUAAAUUCACAGCGGAGUUGGCCAGCAGCAGAUCAAGAGCAACCAGUUACCACGUCAAAGUCAAAGACACAACUCACAACUCAACUCAACUGAAAGACAAGACGGAACAAGUCCAGUGAUCAAUACAAGUAACAUAUAAAAAGAAACUUUCAACGAAAUAAAAGUAUUGACAGAGCUGUAAAAUGUGUGGAAUUUUCGCAUACUUAAAUUACCUGACGCCAAAGUCGCGCCAGGAGGUCCUAGAUCUGCUGGUGACGGGAUUGAAGCGACUGGAGUACCGUGGCUAUGACUCCACUGGAGUGGCCAUCGAUUCAGCAGACAGCAAGAGCAUUGUGAUGGUUAAGAGGACUGGCAAGGUCAAGGUCCUGGAAGAUGCAAUUCAAGAGCACUUCAGUGGGGAGGAUUACAGUGAACCCGUGCUGACCCACGUGGGCAUUGCACACACACGUUGGGCCACCCACGGUGUGCCCUGUGAGAUGAACUCUCAUCCACAGCGCUCAGACGAGGGCAACGGCUUCGUUGUGGUGCACAAUGGCAUCAUUACCAACUACAAUGACGUCAAAACUUUCCUGGCCAAAAAGGGCUACGAGUUCGAGUCGGACACGGACACGGAAGUCUUUGCCAAGCUGGUCCACCAUUUGUGGAAGAAGCAUCCCAACAUUUCAUUCCGCGAACUGGUCGAACAGGCCAUUCAGCAAGUGGAGGGAGCAUUUGCCAUUGCCGUCAAGUCGAAGCAUUUUCCGGGCGAGUGCGUCGCAGCCCGCCGGAGUUCCCCCCUCCUGGUGGCAAUCAAGACAAAGACCCGUUUGGCCACAGAUCACAUUCCCAUUCUCUAUGGCAAGGAUGACAAGAAGCUGAGCUCCGAUCAAGAUACCGAUUCUGGCAAGCCCCAAGAAUUACGUCCACAUGGACAAACUCGUGAAUUGCCAGUGUUGCCCCGUUCGGAUAGCACCUCGGAGUUUAUGCCCCUGGAUCAGAAGGAAGUGGAGUAUUUCUUUGCCUCGGACGCCUCUGCUGUCAUCGAGCACACAAAUCGCGUCAUCUACUUGGAGGAUGACGAUGUGGCAGCUGUGAGAGAUGGCACUCUGAGCAUCCAUCGUCUGAAGAAGAGCCUGGACGAUCCACAUGCCCGUGAGAUCACCACAUUGAAGAUGGAGAUUCAGCAGAUCAUGAAGGGCAACUACGAUUACUUCAUGCAGAAGGAGAUCUUCGAGCAACCCGAAUCUGUGGUCAACACGAUGCGUGGACGCGUUCGCUUCGAUGGCAACAGCAUCGUCCUGGGCGGCAUUAAGGAUUACAUUCCGGAGAUCAAGCGUUGUCGUCGCCUGAUGCUGAUUGGAUGCGGCACUUCGUAUCACAGUGCUGUUGCCACACGGCAGCUGCUCGAGGAACUGACAGAGCUGCCCGUCAUGGUGGAACUGGCCUCCGAUUUCCUCGACCGCAACACGCCCAUUUUCCGUGACGAUGUCUGCUUCUUCAUCUCGCAGUCGGGCGAAACCGCCGACACUUUGAUGGCCCUGCGUUACUGCAAACAGCGUGGAGCUCUCAUCGUGGGCAUCACCAACACCGUGGGCAGCAGCAUCUGCCGUGAGUCGCACUGUGGAGUCCACAUCAAUGCCGGUCCUGAGAUCGGUGUGGCAUCCACCAAGGCGUACACCUCACAGUUCAUUUCGUUGGUCAUGUUUGCCCUGGUCAUGUCUGAGGAUCGUCUGUCGCUGCAGCAACGUCGCCUGGAGAUCCUGCAGGCUCUCUCCAACCUGGCUGAUCAGAUCCGUGAAGUGCUCAAGCUCGACUCCAAGGUGCAGGAGCUGGCCAAGGAUUUAUAUCAGCACAAGUCGCUCUUGAUCAUGGGACGUGGCUACAACUUUGCCACUUGCCUGGAAGGUGCUCUGAAAGUGAAGGAGUUGACCUACAUGCACAGCGAGGGCAUCAUGGCUGGAGAGUUGAAGCACGGUCCUCUGGCUCUGGUGGAUGACUCGAUGCCCGUGCUGAUGAUCGUGCUCCGUGAUCCCGUCUAUGUCAAGUGCAUGAAUGCCCUGCAACAGGUGACAUCUCGCAAGGGUUGUCCCAUCAUCAUCUGCGAAGAGGGCGAUGAGGAGACGAAGGCCUUCUCCUCCCGCAGCCUUGAGAUUCCCCGCACCGUCGACUGCCUGCAAGGCAUCCUGACUGUCAUUCCCAUGCAGCUCCUCUCCUACCACAUUGCCGUGCUCCGAGGCUGCGACGUCGACUGUCCGCGUAACUUGGCCAAGUCCGUGACUGUGGAGUAAUCUCUUUGUGGAGUAAUCUCUAAUCCAUGAUAAUCUCUAUAUCCACACGCACACGCACACACACACACUCACACACAUGCACAUGCACAUGAUUUUAUAAUUACCCUUUCAUGCAUCAAGAUCCAAUCUACUUAAUACAAUUAAAUUGAAAUUGUUUUGUUAAAUGCA
Messenger RNA from Drosophila innubila, 2461 nucleotides. Its product is annotated as glutamine--fructose-6-phosphate aminotransferase [isomerizing] 2. The transcript is spliced from 10 exons. The record is from RefSeq and is a predicted model, not a curated record. Gene Ontology annotation, molecular function: carbohydrate derivative binding; L-glutamine:D-fructose-6-phosphate transaminase (isomerizing) activity. Bases 209 to 2293 code for a protein of 694 amino acids. Gene Ontology annotation, biological process: carbohydrate derivative biosynthetic process; UDP-N-acetylglucosamine metabolic process; protein N-linked glycosylation. Lineage: Eukaryota; Metazoa; Arthropoda; Insecta; Diptera; Drosophilidae.